Messenger RNA from Amaranthus tricolor (Joseph's coat), 3609 nucleotides. Its product is annotated as ADP-ribosylation factor GTPase-activating protein AGD3. Gene Ontology annotation, molecular function: protein binding; GTPase activator activity. The coding region runs from base 658 to 3228 and encodes 856 amino acids. The transcript is spliced from 20 exons. NCBI's taxonomy places the organism in Eukaryota, Viridiplantae, Streptophyta, Magnoliopsida, Caryophyllales, Amaranthaceae. The record is from RefSeq and is a predicted model, not a curated record. Gene Ontology annotation, cellular component: cytoplasm.
CCUCCUAGUCCUAGUCCUGUCCUACCCUUCUCUUUUCCUUUCUUUUUUUCUUAGCCCUUUCACAUGCUCCCCCCUUUCUUCUUCUCUCAACAAAUUUACAGAUUAAAAUCUUUUUAGUGUAAACUGUAAUCAUUAAUCAUUACAAGCAUUUAAUGCCCAAAAGCUGAACCAAUUUUCCUUUUUUUAAUUAAAACAGCUGGUACUAAAUGCUAUCACUGUCACUCUACUGCAAUUGCAUCUCUUAUACUACAUCAGAUACACUCCUAUUUGGAGUGAGUAGUACUCUGCAAACACUGUUUCUAGGGUUUUGCUCCUUUUUCUUCUACCCUAUUCCUAGGGACUAGGGUUCUUUUUUCAUCUUUGUUUCAUUAUAUUUGGGAAAAAGCCCUGAAUUUUGAGGAGAUUAACUGCUGUUACUUGUGGGUUUUUGUUGUUCAGAACUGGUGUUUCUGAUACAUUCAAUCUAAAGUUUUAAUUUUGACGGCGGUUGAUUUGGGGGUUUUAAUGAAGUGGGGUUGAUGUUAAUUUGGAGAUCUUGGUUGAUUUUGUGAAAAUUGGGGUGGGGAUUUAAUUGGGUUUAUGUAGGGUUUGAUUAAGCAUUGAAUUGGGGUUUUUUUCAUUGAAAAGAGAAGAUUGUUGAAUUGGUGAGUUUCAAACAUGCAUUUUGGAAAGCUGGAUGAUUCUCCUAUGUUCCGUCAACAGCUGCUAGGCUUGGAAGAGAGUGCAGAGUCAUUAAGGGAGAGAUGCCAAAAAUUCUACAAAGGAUGUCGAAAAUACACAUGGGAAAAGUGGGCCUUAUUUAUCUCUGUCAUACUCUCACUUACAUUGCGUGACGAAGGGCUUGGUGAAGCAUAUGAUGGUGACAUCGCAUUUGCUAGUGCUUUAGAAUCAUUUGGAGGAGGUCAUAAUGACCCAAUAAGUGUUGCCUUUGGUGGUCCUGUCAUGACAAAAUUUACUAUCGCACUAAGAGAGAUUGGGACUUACAAAGAGGUUCUACGUUCCCAGGUUGAGCACAUGCUUAAUGAUCGACUGUUACAAUUUGUCAAUAUUGAUUUGCAUGAGGUUAAGGAAGCACGCAAACGUUUUGACAAGGCGAGUCUAACAUAUGAUCAGGCUCGUGAGAAGUUCCUAUCACUUAGGAAGGGAACAAAAAGUGAUGUUGCUACUGUCUUAGAGGAGGAGUUACAUCAAGCAAGAACGACAUUUGAGCAAGCUCGCUUCAGCCUGGUGACUACUCUUUCUAACAUUGAAGCAAAAAAGAGAUUUGAAUUCCUUGAAGCAGUUAGUGGGACCAUGGAUGCACAUCUGCGUUACUUCAAGCAGGGUUAUGAGCUGUUGCAUCAGAUGGAGCCAUAUAUAAAUCAGGUCUUGACCUAUGCUCAACAAUCAAGAGAAAGGUCCAAUUAUGAGCAGGCAGCUCUUAGUGAAAGAAUGCAAGAGUACAAAAGACAGAUUGAUCGAGAGAGUAAGUGGUGUUCUAAUGGAUCUAAUGGGUCUCCAAAUGGUGAUGGUAUACAAGCAAUUGGUAGAAGCUCACAUAAAACAAUAGAGGCAGUUAUGCAAUCUGCCGCAAAAGGGAAGGUGCAAACCAUAAGACAGGGUUAUCUCUCAAAACGAUCAUCAAACUUGAGGGGUGAUUGGAAGAGAAGGUUUUUUGUCCUUGAUAGUCGAGGAAUGCUUUACUACUACAGGAAGGAGUGCAGCAAACCAUCUGGAUCUGGUCCUCGUAAUUCAGGUCAAAGGAAUAGCUCUGAACUUGGCUCCGGAUUGUUAAGUCGCUGGCUGUCAUCACAUUAUCAUGGCGGGGUGCAUGAUGAAAAAUCUGUUGCCCAUCAUACUGUCAAUCUGCUAACUGCAACAAUUAAAGUUGAUGCUGACCAAUCAGAUCUACGGUUCUGUUUCAGGAUAAUUUCACCAACAAAAAACUACACUUUACAGGCAGAGAGUGCGUUGGAUCAAAUGGAUUGGAUUGAGAAAAUAACUGGGGUCAUUGCUUCAUUGCUAAGUUCUCAAACUCCAGAGAGGUGUCUCUCUGCUAAUCCCAUGGGAAGUCUUCAUCGAUCUACCAGUGAGAGUAGCUCUGUCGAAAGUUGUGAUUUUGAUCAUACCGCAAAUGAAGAUAACAUAUCAGACAGGUGCCUCACUGUUGCACAUCAUGACCGCUCAUCGAGGGGUUCACUGCAACAACGAUCAUUUACCAAGUCUGAAAAGCCAAUCGAAGUGCUGAGGAGGGUUGGUGGUAAUGACAAAUGUGCCGAUUGUGGUGCUCCAGAACCUGAUUGGGCUUCAUUAAAUCUUGGUUUACUUGUCUGCAUUGAAUGUUCCGGUGUUCAUCGCAACCUUGGUGUCCACAUAUCAAAGGUCAGAUCACUUACACUUGAUGUUAAAGUUUGGGAGCCCUCAGUUAUAUUACUGUUUCAGUCUUUGGGAAAUACCUUUGCAAAUUCAGUAUGGGAAGAACUUUUGCGCUCAAAAGGUGCUUUUCAUGUUGAUCUAUCGGCUGUAAGCUCAUUGAAGGUUGAUAAAUCACAGCAGCUUUUCAUUAGCAAACCUAGUGCUGCUGAUUCGAUAUCAAUAAAGGAAAAGUUCAUUCAUGCAAAGUAUGCAGAAAAGCUUUUUGUUCGGAAGCCAAAGGACACGCAACACCUUCGUUUGUUGGCACAACAAAUCUGGGAAGGCGUGCGUAAUAAUGACAAGAAAGCAGUUUAUAGAUAUAUUGUAAACUUUGAAGCAGAUGUUAAUGCCGUGUACGAGCUUGCAUCCUCGAGCUCUUCUCUAACACUUGCAAAGGUGAUGCGGCUACCCGAGCAAACGAGUCAAGGACCAGAGCAAAUGAGUCAAGCACCUAACACUAGUAAUUGGACAGGGGACCUGUCAUGCAAAUCCUCCGAGAGCUCAUCUAGUUUAUCGGCUGAAAAUGAACUACUGAGUGUGGAGGAUCUAGAUGGAUGCUCUUUACUCCACCUUGCAUGUGAAUAUGCUGACAUAGGCAUGUUGGAGCUCCUUCUGCAGUAUGGAGCAAAUGUAAAUGCAUCUGACUCUAGAGGUCAGACACCACUUCAUCGAUGUAUUUUAAAAAGAAAGGCAUCAGCCGCAAGAUUGCUUCUCUUAAGGGGUGCAGAUCCGCAGGCUGUGGAUAGAGAAAGUAGAACCCCUCUUGAUAUAGCCAAGGAAUCAAAUUUCGACAACCCUGAGGUACUUUCCUUGUUGACUGACUUUAGAGGAUAACGAUCACUCGGGAAGAGUUUUGGUGGAUUUGGAGGCUCGUAGUAUAUAUUUUGAAGCUGGUGGUGCUGUAUUUAUUAAUAGGUUGUCUAGAGCUUUAUUUAUUUAUUGUAUAUUUUCGUGUUGUUUUGAAUCGUGAUUGAGUAUUUCUGAAGAAGUUUGAGUACGAAACAGUUUCUGGGUCGUCUCAACAUAUAGUGUGCUAGUCGUAGAUCUUUGCAAGCACAUGAGUUUAGGUUGUUGUGUGUACAUUAUUUUACCGUUAACUCAAUUUUUCUUCUAGAUAAGUAGCUUGGUAAUCAUGCUUCCUGUAUGUAACUUGAGAUUGAAAGAAAAAACGUCGAAAAAAGAACAGAUAAUGAAAAGCGAGCGAUUUGUGGUGUC